AUGUCUGUGCUUGAGAACAAGCACAAGACGGGCUCUUCGCUCCGGACCUCACUCGCGGCCGUCUCUCGUGGCGGACAGAGCGACAGGGUUGCGAGCGUCCCCAGCACCUCGACCCUCCGCCAGGCCCAACAUGGCGAGAAACGACGCCCCUGGCAAGCGACAGCCGACAGCGAGCGUGCCUACGGCAGCAACAGCUUUCGGCUGCUCCUCCUGCUGGUCGCCCAAACGUCCGCCUUUGCGUCGUACGUGCAAGGUUGGACCCGGGUGGUAGACGUGCAGCCCGUCGACUAUUGGUGCAUGCCCCCGUCUAAGUAUUCGUACAUGUCCACGGCCCAGUGGUUUAACGUCGGCAUUCCGCGUCGCCCCGACGGCAGCUACAACCAUUGCGCGUACUACGAGCGGCCCCGAACCGCGGUUUCCGAGCCCAGCGGCGCCGAGGUGCUCUGCGACCACUGGCACUACAACGUGAGCGAGAGCACACACAACUUGCUGGUCCAGUGGGACUUGGUCUGCUACAGGACCUGGCUCUUGGACGUCGCCGAGGCCGCCUUCGUAAGCGCGAGCGCUCUAUGCGCGCCUUCCAUGGGACUCGCUUCGGACAUGUUCGGACGGUGGCCCGUGCUGUACGCGUCGGUCGUCGUGCUCUUCUGCACUGGGGUGACCCAGUGCUUCGCCACGACGCUGGCCUCGUACGUCGUGCUACGCUUCACGUCAGCGGCGUCCGCCAGUGUCCUGGAGCUAAUCGCGAUCGUCCUGCUGUUCGAGUCGACGCAGCUCGCCCAACGCGACUCUUUCGUGGCGCUCGCGAUCUGCUUUCCGACGAUGCUGGUUCCUGCCUACGUAGCCGCACUGAAUUUGUACACGCGGGACUGGCGGAUCCUACGCCUUGGCGUGGCUGCACCUUCGCUGUUGCUGAUCGUCUUGGUUCACUUGACCAGCGAGUCUUUGGACUGGCUCGUCGUCAACGGUAGGACUAAGGAAGCCGAGCGUGUUCUGAUGUGGACCGCGCGAUCGGACCGCGCAGAACCUGGCCGCGUUAAGGAUAGGCUGAGCGCAAUAAUCGACGCUCUCGCACUGUCCGGCGAGCGGCCAGCGACGGUCGCCGGCAGCCCCAACUUUCGCGUGCUUUUUACCGGGCCCAUGCGCUACCUCUCCCUCUGCACCUUUGGCUGCUGGUUCUUUUCGUACGUGGGAUAUUUCAGCCCCAGCUACGCGGAGGUUCACGCCCACGUCUACGAUCUUAGAAAUUCCAAGCUUGCAAGAAAGUUUGCAUAA
Messenger RNA from Dermacentor andersoni, 1275 nucleotides. NCBI's taxonomy places the organism in Eukaryota, Metazoa, Arthropoda, Arachnida, Ixodida, Ixodidae. The record is from RefSeq and is a predicted model, not a curated record.